This is a messenger RNA of Mercenaria mercenaria, 693 nucleotides long. RefSeq lists its product as uncharacterized. The transcript has 4 exons. NCBI's taxonomy places the organism in Eukaryota, Metazoa, Mollusca, Bivalvia, Venerida, Veneridae. The record is from RefSeq and is a predicted model, not a curated record. Bases 67 to 615 code for a protein of 182 amino acids.
AUCUUUAAACACCUGACACUCACACUUAUAUAGUCUCGUCAUAUACAACGUUUAAACUGUGCAAAAAUGCUAAAGUUUUGUUCUCUUAUUAUACUGUCUGUGUUGACAUACAAAGUAUAUGCUGAUGUAAAGUCAUGCACGUUUACCGAUACAAAAGCAGGGAAAACAUAUGAUUUUUCUUCUUUAAUCAGCCCGGCAGGUUACUAUAAAUUUAGUCAACAGAUAUGGAGUGUUAAUGGGUUCAGCUUAGACUCUUUAGUGGCUGACACACAAGUCAAUGUGACAUUCUAUCUUCAAGUGUGUAGGAACAUCGUGAUCCCUCCAACGGGCUGCACUGACGUUGGCGCAAUAUACGCUGUUACUCCCGAUGGAAAAUGCCAGUCGUGGGGAAAUGCUAAUGUGUCUGUCUUCGACCCCAACCCAUAUCAAGAUGGUGUGAAUCUGAAGAUGUACCAUGGUACCGCGAUUGACCAUCUCUCAAACAAUGCUGGUACUAUCUACUUUGUGUGUAAUCAAGACAAAAAGAAUAUGAGGGCCGACAUGCCAACGUUCGAGCACGUGAAGGCUGCCAUCAACCAAGCUCAUUUUAAAAUAUUUACUAAGCUGGCUUGUUGAUUGUUUUUGUUGAAAAUGGAAUAUACAUUAUAAUGUUGUUAUUGAUGAUGCUAAUAGAAUAAAAGUUGUACAAACGUU